Molecule: messenger RNA, 2973 nt
Organism: Gadus chalcogrammus (walleye pollock)
Lineage: Eukaryota; Metazoa; Chordata; Actinopteri; Gadiformes; Gadidae
Gene: tlk1a
Product: tousled-like kinase 1a
Exons: 22
Coding region: 366-2627 (753 amino acids)
Biological process (GO): peptidyl-serine phosphorylation; intracellular signal transduction; chromosome segregation
Cellular component (GO): nucleus
Molecular function (GO): ATP binding; protein serine/threonine kinase activity
Source: RefSeq, a predicted model, not a curated record
CAGAGGUCCAGGAGCCAGGACACGGCACAGCUGAGGUGUGAAGAGGUUCGUGUCCAAAAAACUGGAUAAUUACAAUCAACCCAGCGGCAGCUGCCCAUCUCGCAGACCCAUUUGGACCACCAAUGAGCUGACUUCCCGGCCACCGACAUGUAUUAGUUGUACGUGAUCCAGUAUGAGCACAAAAGUACACUGAUGAGUGUCCAAAGUAGUGGAAGUUUGGAGGGGACGCCAUCUUUGGUCCCGGUUCUCCACGUCCCCAACGCGGAUUGUUUUUUCAGCAACAUAUCGCGGCGGUGGUGAAGGAUAAAGGACGGUGUCGUUUGACGAUAUAGGACUCGAAACUGUUUGCUAUAUGUUUGUGUGCCAUGGAGGAGCUUCACAGCCUGGACCCCAGGAGACAGGAGCUGCUGGAGGCUCGCUUCAUGGGCGGUGUCGGCGGCAGCACCGGGGGCAGCACCGGCAGCACCAGCGGGGGAACCAAAGGUUUAGCAAACAAUGAAUGUUCAAAUCACAGCUUUGGAAGCAUAGGGUCUUCAAGUGACAAGGAGUCUGAGGGCUCGGAUGUGAAAAGGGGGAGCUCUCCUGCUUAUUCGACACCGGAGAAGAAGCCAUCGGAGUCUUCGAGGGGAAGGAAGAGAAAACCUGAGACCCAAUCAGAAAGCAGCCAAGGAAAGACCAUUGGCCGUGGACCUAAAAUCAGCGAUUAUUUCGAUUUCCAGGGAGGGAACGGGGCCAGUCCUGUCAGAGGAGGAGGGGCUGGCGGAGGAGGAGGAGGAGGAGGAGGAGGAGGAGGAGGAGGAGGUGUUGGUGGUGGUGUCCCACUAGUGAUCCGCUCGCCACAGAACUCCCACUCAGCUCAGGGUGCCGCUGUCAGACAAAGUAGCUCAUCUCCCCCCAGUCUGUCUUUCGGGGACCAGGUCAUGCUUCCAAAGCAACUCGCAAUCAAAUGUGUCCAGACUGACCUCACUGGACUGAAACUGGCUGCACUUGAAAGCAAUAAGAAUCUGGACCUUGAGAAGAAGGAAGGGAGGAUCGAUGACUUGUUGAGGGCAAACUGUGAUCUCAGAAGGCAGGUAGACGAACAACAAAAAUUACUUGAAAAGUUUAAGGAACGCUUGAAUAAAUGCAUCAGUAUGAGCAAGAAGCUGCUCAUAGAGAAGAGCACCCAGGAGAAGCAGUCGUGCCGGGAGAAGAGCAUGCAGGACCGGCUGCGUCUGGGACACUUCACCACGGUGCGCCACGGGGCCUCGUUCACCGAGCAGUGGACGGACGGCUACGCCUUCCAGAACCUCGUCAAGCAACAGGAGUGGUUGAACCAGCAGCGCGAGGACAUGGAGAGGCAAAGAAAACUGUUGGCUAAAAGGAAGCCGCCGUCGUCCAGCAACUCCCAGGCGCCCGCGACCAACUCGGAGCCAAAACAGCGCAAGACAAAGGCGGUGAACGGAGCUGAAAGCGAUCCCUUUCUGAAACCCAGCCUACCUCAGCUGUUGACUCUCGCCGAGUACCACGAGCAGGAGGAGAUCUUCAAGCUGCGGCUUGGUCAUCUGAAGAAGGAAGAAGCGGAGAUCCAGGCCGAGUUGGAGCGUCUGGAGAGAGUGCGUAACCUCCACAUUCGAGAGCUGAAGAGAAUAAAUAAUGAAGACAGUUCUCAGUUUAAGGACCACCCGACGUUAAACGAGCGGUACCUGCUCCUACACUUGCUAGGCAGAGGGGGCUUCAGUGAAGUUUACAAGGCCUUCGACCUCAUCGAACAAAGAUAUGCUGCUGUGAAGAUCCAUCAACUCAACAAGAACUGGAGGGAGGAGAAGAAGGAGAACUAUCACAAGCAUGCGUGCCGGGAGUACCGAAUACACAAGCAGCUGGACCACCCUCGCAUCGUGAAGCUCUACGACUACUUUUCACUGGACACGGACACGUUCUGCACGGUGCUGGAGUACUGCGAGGGCAACGACCUGGACUUCUACCUGAAGCAGCACAAGCUCAUGUCGGAGAAGGAGGCGCGGUCCAUCGUCAUGCAGAUCGUCAACGCACUGAGAUACCUGAACGAGAUCAAGCCGCCCAUCAUCCAUUAUGACCUCAAGCCAGGCAACAUCCUAUUGGUGGACGGCACGGCGUGCGGGGAAAUCAAGAUCACAGACUUUGGUUUGUCCAAAAUCAUGGACGACGACAACUAUGGCGCCGAUGGCAUGGACCUGACGUCGCAGGGGGCCGGGACAUACUGGUACCUGCCCCCCGAGUGUUUCGUCGUGGGUAAAGAACCUCCAAAGAUCUCCAACAAGGUGGACGUGUGGUCUGUGGGCAUCAUCUUCUUCCAGUGUCUCUACGGGAGAAAGCCCUUCGGCCACAAUCAGUCCCAACAGGACAUCCUGCAGGAGAACACCAUCCUUAAAGCUACAGACCUCCAGUUCCCUGUGAAGCCCGUCUCGAGUAAUGAAGCAAAGGCCUUCAUCAAGCGCUGCCUGGCCUACCGCAAGGAGGACCGAUUCGACGUGCACCAGCUGGGGGGCGACUCCUACCUGCUGCCACACAUGCGGCGAUCCAGCUCCUCAGGCGCCCUGCAGGUGGGCCCCGGGGGGCCGGGCUCCUCCUCCACCCCCACCACCGGGGGCGUCAUCUCAUCAUACUGACUCUCUCUCUCUCCUCUUGCACUGUGACGGAACCGAGCAGCGGGCUGCUCCCCCCCGCCCCCCCCCCCCAGCCCCGCCCGGCGUCUGUCUGGGGGUCCGAGGGUCUGAGGACUGGGGGAGCAGGACACGGAAGGGGGGAGGGCGGGGAGGGACUAGAAUGGCCAAACCCCCCCCUCCCACCAACUCUUCCCUGCACCCAUGUCGUGCUCCUGGCGUUGGCACAGCCCUGGAUCGAUGGGGGAGGGGGGGGGGAGGAGCCUGAGGGGAACAUGGAUCCUGAGGAGAAGAUCCAGAAGAGCACUGAACGAAACUGACUUGAGAACCUGGAGGAGGAUCUGGGUGGAGA